Echinostoma caproni is the source of this 249-nucleotide messenger RNA. The record is from the annotation of a GenBank genome assembly. NCBI's taxonomy places the organism in Eukaryota, Metazoa, Platyhelminthes, Trematoda, Plagiorchiida, Echinostomatidae.
AUGGAUAGACCAGACGCGAGAAGGAACUCCUCUGGAAAGGGAUUCCAAGGAAAUGACGCUGCGGCCAAAGAUGUGGUGAAAAGUGUGGGAAAAGGUAAAAAUCGCACCAAUGAGAUCCACGCAACUAAAGUAACGAACAGGCUGAGCGGGAAGGUAGUUGACGAUACGUUUACAGUAGAGCUGGCAGCACUGAAGGAAAAAGUUCGGCAACUGGAGGCAGAGAUCAAGAGUGUCAAACUCCAGGGCUAG